CAGUCGGGCAGAGGUCUGCGUGCACAGAGCCACAGCUGGAAUCAACCCACAGGACGAGUCGACGGCCGUCAAAGUCUUAGCGCUUCAGAGUUCCAUCACUGCGCGUAGCGAGGGCUUUCUGCAGUGGUUCCUGAAUUAGGCGCCUCGUCGGAAACGUCGGGUUAUUUUAGUUUUUUGUGUCAUUAUUGUAAUUGGUGUAUUGUGGUAGAGCAAUACUUAGCGGCGGCAGCAUCAACAACAUCACAUCUGGUGCCGCGAAAGGGUCUUUGUCCCGUGUCAGGUCUCACAACUCAUCAGUGGCCACGUGUGGUGUGUCGCUGUUGUUUGCAGCCCAGCCUAUCCCCAACCACCGCAGAACAGACCCAAUCCUAUCUCAGCAAAGUCCAGUCUGAACUCAUCUCCAACCCAGACCAGUCCUAUUCUAAGCCUCUAGCGGUCUUGCCUAACCAAGAAGCCGAGUGCAAUCCUCACUCAAUCCCCAGCUCGAUCUCAUCUUCAGCCCAGGCUCUCUACCUCAGCUCCCCACAUCCUUCCCAGGCCACCGGUUAGCCAUGGAACGCCUCCACGGCGGAGAGGUGUCCGUGAUCCAGCACGUGCAGAGCGUCUUCAGCGGGCAGCAGCACACCCUCGACUUCAUGUCCAACGUGGGUGACAUCCGCACGGCCUUCCUUGUCUACUUCCCCAUCUGCUUCUACCUGCGCCGUGACGUGGGCAUCAGGAUGGUGUGGGCGGCCGUGCUGGGAGACUGGGUCAACCUCAUGUCCAAGUGGAUCCUGUUCGGACAUCGGCCUUACUGGUGGGUUCACGAGACCACCUUCUACGUGAACAGCACCGUGCCCUACCUGCAGCAGUUCCCCAUCACCUGCGAGACGGGCCCAGGCAGCCCGUCGGGCCAUGCGAUGGGCUCGGCGUGCGUGUGGUACGUGAUGGUGAAGGCCCUGCUGGACUCGCGCGCCGUGGCGGCCCGCGGGCCCGCGACCCGCCGCUGGCUCGGCGCGGCGCUCUGGAGCGCCUUCGCCGUCGUGCAGCUCGGGGUCGGCAUCUCCCGGCUCUUCGUCGCCGCGCACUUCCCACACCAAGUCCUGCUGGGAGCGCUCGCCGGCAUGGCGGUGGCCGACCUCUUCGGCUCCGUGUCCUGCAUCCACGACGCGCCGCUCUCGCGCUACGUGGGCACCAGCGCGGCGCUCUUCGCGCUGGCGCUGGGCUUCUACCUGGCGCUGCUCGCCGUCGGCGUCGACCUGCUGUGGACCGUCGCCUUCGCCAAGAAGUGGUGCCUGCACCCCGAGUGGGUGCACCUGGACAGCACGCCCUUCGCAGGCCUCGUGCGCAACCUCGGCGUGCUGGCGGGCACGGGGCUGGCGCUCAACUCGGGGCUGCAUCGCGACGCGCUGGCGGGGGCCCGCGGCGAGGCGCCGGCGUUCCGCGCCGCCUGCGCGAUCGCCGCCGUGGUGACGCUGAGGCUGUACGACGGGGUCAAGGUGCCGAGCGACGACGAGCUGGCGUUCUACGUGCUUACGUUCUGCAAGAGCCUGCUGGUGCCGCUCAGCGCGCUGGCGCUGCUGCCGUACACGCUGCGCCACCUGCUCGACGCGGGAACGCGCCACCACAAGCUGGCCUAGGCCCCCGCGGGCGAGCGGGGGCGGCUUUGUAGGCGGUAGAGUUGCCUGCGCUCUCUAAAUAUCGGAUAAAAAAAUAAACGGGACUUAUUAUAUAGGAGGGAGUACGUGCGGCAAUGCCGGAGAGAGAGGGGGGGGAAGGUAAACGCAUUGUCUCGGGGUGUACCGUUGUCAGACAGCUGACAAAAGCCAGGACUUCUUAGUGUUAUUUUUUUUUGUUCUGGAACGACCGACAGAUUACCCCGGACAGCUUGUCUCAAAAGAAAAAACAGAGGGGGCGAUCCUGGGAAAACCAGGACGGGUGGCAACCCUAGCGGGCAGGCCUAAAGCUUCUCUCACCCUCGACGGCUUGGGCAGGGCUUAAUUCCUCACCGAAGUGGCCAGUGACGAGUCUAGACAUAGCCAUAGCAAGAGGUGUGCUGGAUCACCGGUAAGUUGAAGUAUUAAAGUAGGCUGCACGAGACUAAUCGUUGCCAUCGCGGCAGGAGGUAUAUUGGACUCGGUGUGCCGACUGAAUGUAAUCCCCGAGCGCGGGAGAUCUUUAGAGUGGCAUCAGGGGUGGGUGGUUGAGAGAGGACGUCUCCGCUCAAGACCGAUCGGAGAGGGGACACGGGGAGCUGAGAGAGGAGCGGGGAAUUCCCCCCCCCCCCCCCGUUUGUUUUGUAACCCAACAUCCACGCCAUCGCCCUCCGGCCGGGCCCCCCAAUGGGGGACCCUAGCGGAGUUGCACCGCCUGCACACUCGACAAACGGCCACGGCCGCCGUCGGGGACGGGUGGAAAAAAAACGGAGCGAGCGAACGAGGCAAAGACGACGGAACGGGAAAAAAAAGAAGAAAGCGUAAAUCGAUUGACACGGUCGCAGGGAGAUGCAACGGACGAACUCAAAGGAGGAGGGCGGUGGCCAUGGAACUUUGCCGACUUGAGGGCACGUGCUCGUGCACGUGCACGCGACGCAGGGCACCCGCGCGUGUCCGGCGUUCUUCGUUUCUCUCCCCGUCGAGCAAAGCGUCUGGGAGCUGUGGCAGGGCUGUUAUCGCACUGUUGCUGAGGACCCGGUCCCGGCCCCCUCCCUCGAAGUCGACUCGGCCUUGAGCGAGUACCCCGGUGUGAUGUGAAAUCAUCAGCGCUGCGGAAAGGCAAAAGAUUGCCGGGCAUGGUGGUCGCCAUAUCGCCCACCGGUCGGGGCCUUGCCAUACUCACAGUGGUGUUCGCUCACAGCGCUUGCCCCAACAAGUCUGUUCAAAGGCUACAUGGGGAGGUGAGGGGGGUGAUCUUUGUCUUUGUGUGGCAUUGGUUCAAGAGACCAAGAUGAGCGAGAGAGACGGAGAGAGGGGGUUAAAUGCGUGUCCCCGACACUGUUUAGUUAAGCUAGAACGUAUCUCAGUGAAACCCGGGUAAGUGCCGGGCUCGUGUGUUGAUGCGAUACGUUACCUAUACUCGUGUUUUUGCGACGUUGCCUUAUUAAGUUAAGUUAUUGUGGUGUAAUGCAAAAGCAGCUAUCGAAUGUACUACACGACUUUGCGAUUCCAGGACAAUGCACAAAAAACAUGCGUUUUAAAAUCGUGACGAAUUAUUUCAAAACGUACUAAAUAAAAAAAUGUUCUAUAUUUACGACGGUUUAUAAGCCUACGCCUUCACGACACAGUCCCAUCAUUUGCAAUCAAUAUUAUCGGCCCGGAUACAAUGCUGACUUUUACAAAAUAAUAUUUGGCCAAAUAUCACAACCAGAACCCCUAUUGAAAGCGAGUCUUAAUACAAGCACAGCAUCGCAUAACCGGCCGUCACAAAUCCACCCUGACCAAUUAACCGACCACACUCAGAGCAGCAUUGGUACGUGGUUGUUCACCGAUCUGACCUCUUUCACCACCGGCUCUGGGCUGUCAACGGAAGAUGAGCAGCACCAAUGCAUAGAUGCUCGUUUGAGCAGGGAAAUCAAUAUUAGCCAUGAUCAUUCCACUGCUGGAUGAAGGCUUCUCCCAAGCCACCAACAGGCCUCAGUCCUCUUGAGCAAUGCAAAGUGAUUAUACUAGUCCUGUACUUUACUGAAUCGAUUGUGCUGUUUGUGUUAACGAAUUUUGUUGUUGUUGAGCGUUUAGAGUUAAGGACACGCUACAUCGAGUGUGUUAGGUCAUCGCGGACGGUUCAUAAUGAGGCCUUUGCCACCACUCGCAUAUAGCGCACAGUAGGCAUCGGCCGUCGUUCAAUUGUUUGCGAUCUUUUCGGAUUUCAGAUGCGAGUCUGAAAACUCACUCAAGCGUAACGGCAAUAAUUCUUCCCCGCGAGCGCUUCCAGCAUUUGAUUUGUCCGUGCCGUGGUGUCGCGGUGAGUCCGCCGGAAAUGCAAAUCCAGGGGUCGCCAGUUCUACCCGAUCUACCGGCACGGAAGCUGUGGCUUUUGUACGUUCAACUGCUUUCGCACCGUACGUAGCCCAAACGCGCUAAUCGGAGCUGCGGGGGAAGGUCAACACACACAAAAAACUGUCAAAAAAGUUUUCAAUCUCGUUGAAACAAUGGUGCAAUUUUCCUUAAAUCCCGCACACUUCACACCGCCACCUGUCCACUCUACAGUUAUCAUAAACUGCGUACACGACAGUUUAUUUUGUCGGCAGGUGCUGGGGUAAAGUGUGGGUUGUUGGGUUGUAGCUCCUACCUUCUCCGAGAUCUGACCGGUGCAUAAAAACUUGGGGAUGCAAAUAUCCUCGCGUUUGAGCGCCCGAAAUCUUCCCUCUACUCGGAGGCCCUUCCGCCAGCAGCAGCGUGAGGGAGCAAUUGCGGGGGCUGCGCCUUAACCCAAAUCAAAAUAAGCGAGGGUUUAGUGCCAUUUGCGGUUGCAACUGGCAGCUCAAGUGAAUAUUUGCCGCGUAGAAAUUAAAUUAGAGCACUAACACACUUAGGGACUUCCAGAUUGAACGAAAUCUAGCAAAUGCAGUUGUUGUCGUCGUUGCCUCACGUGCCGUCUGUACAAUGGUCGUUGUGGCGUUGUUGCUUCUGCUGCUGCUGUUGUUGUUGCCGACUUCACGGAGAUGCACUUCGUUGCCAAUUUCAUUCAAAUAAAAAACACAAAUCCUC
Lethenteron reissneri (Far Eastern brook lamprey) is the source of this 4685-nucleotide messenger RNA. Its product is annotated as glucose-6-phosphatase 2-like. Gene Ontology annotation, biological process: gluconeogenesis; glucose 6-phosphate metabolic process. NCBI's taxonomy places the organism in Eukaryota, Metazoa, Chordata, Hyperoartia, Petromyzontiformes, Petromyzontidae. Gene Ontology annotation, cellular component: membrane. The record is from RefSeq and is a predicted model, not a curated record. Gene Ontology annotation, molecular function: glucose-6-phosphatase activity.